Platichthys flesus (European flounder) is the source of this 1629-nucleotide messenger RNA. RefSeq names its product proepiregulin-like. The transcript has 5 exons. Gene Ontology annotation, biological process: epidermal growth factor receptor signaling pathway; positive regulation of mitotic nuclear division; positive regulation of cell population proliferation. Bases 76 to 603 code for a protein of 175 amino acids. NCBI's taxonomy places the organism in Eukaryota, Metazoa, Chordata, Actinopteri, Pleuronectiformes, Pleuronectidae. The record is from RefSeq and is a predicted model, not a curated record.
CUAACCCACACUGGAUCCCAGUGUACCUGAACGCAGCACUGAGCCUCUUCCUGUCACAGACCUGUGUUCAGAAUCAUGGGGAACAUUAAAACCUCUGCGCUGCUCUCUCUCAUCGGUUCUCUGUUCAUGCUGUUUUGGCCGCAUGUUCUUCCCAAGAGCGUCUCGACCAGAAUGCAAACUGCAGACAGCACCUCUCUAUCUGCAGGGCAGGGAGGACAGCACCCUCAUGUGGUGAAGCGGUCAACACAGAGCUGUGACAGCACUUAUGACCACUACUGUCUGAACAAAGGCCAGUGCAUGUUUCUGGUGGACAUCAAUGAGCACCACUGCAAUUGUGAAAAGGGUUUUCAUGGCUUCAGGUGUGCCAGUCCGGAGCUUGUCAUCCAGCCAAUGGGAAAAGAGCAGUUAAUUGUGACUGUCUUCUGUGUCAGUCUGCUGAUCAUAGGUCUGACCGGAGCUCUGUACUUCUGCUUUAAAUGGUAUAAGAAGAACAGAGGCUCACAAAGGAGUCCGGACUGUUUGGAGCGUCUCACACACAAGAGACCCUCUACGUCUCUUUCCACGGAAAUGGCAAAGCAGGAUAUUACUCAUUUUUCUAAGUGACAGUUUGGCGUUAGCUGAUAUGCAACUUUACUGGAUUGUGCACAUAUCUUAUGCGUCACUUGGCUUUGGAUCAUUUUUUCAAGCAGGCAGAUCGAGAGAUUAAAACCUCAGUGAGACAAGAAACAGCUUUGUGUGUUGAGCAAUUGUAGUUUCCAGCUCCACAGGUUCUAAUGUUUCAGGGCCUGCAUAUUGAGACACAAAAAAACAGUUUCCACCCAUUAUGAUGGUGGGUCACGAUUAAGAGUGUGACCUAUUUCGAUUGUUGAAUUUUUCAGGUCCUGUGACAUGAUCCAUUUUUUUCCGGAAUUGAAUCCUGCGGCUCUAAAACAUUGAGUAAAAUUCCCCAUGUGUCUUUUCAGCUUCCCAGCAUCCCCCAACAAAGUUUGCUCCAUAUUUUAUAUUUCUGAAUAAAGCUCGGACUGAUCUUCAGAGUAGAAACUCUUUCUCUCAAAUGUUUCUCAUAGAUAUUACGUAUAUUAAUAGAUUUUCAUUUUGGAGGUUCAGUAAAAAAAUACUAAUUUAAAAUACCAAAGUACAGAGUAACACUUUUUUUUAUAACUUGGUUUAACUUUUAUGUAUCGUACUUUUAGCUGUCACAAACAUUUUUUAUAGUAAUUAUUACUGCCGUUAAAUUGGCCAUUGACUGUUACAGAUUAUUUUUUUUAAACUUUAUUUUCGAAAAAAGUUUUCUCAUUGAUGUAAUGAGAAUGAGUAUUGAUGUAAACACUGGAUGAUUUUCUGUUACUGCUGCAACAAUGAAAACAUGAUGUAUAUUAGUUUUUUUCUAUUAAUGUCUUCACAUGGUGUUACUGUGGGAAGGUUACAGCCGAGAGUCUUUAGUUUUCACAUUUUUCUUCCAUGUGAUCAAUAGAAAAUAUCUCAUAAAAAACCAAGGUCAACACAGAUAAUCACCAAAACUGAACAAUGGCAGUAACUUUUCCCAUGACAUUUUUGCAAUUGUAGUAUCAGCUGUACGUGUACCAGGAAAACAUCUUGAAUAAAAUAAAGUGAAUUGAAGCCAAUGCA